Molecule: messenger RNA, 5580 nt
Organism: Monosiga brevicollis MX1
Lineage: Eukaryota; Choanoflagellata; Craspedida; Salpingoecidae
Exons: 24
Coding region: 1-5400 (1799 amino acids)
Biological process (GO): intraciliary transport
Cellular component (GO): intraciliary transport particle B; axoneme; ciliary basal body
Molecular function (GO): protein binding
Source: RefSeq, a predicted model, not a curated record
AUGAGUGAUGGCGGUGUGAGCGGCAGUGGCAGUGGCAGUGGCAGUGGCAGUGGCAGUGGAGGAGGAGGGAGGGGCAGUGGUAGUGGACUUUUUUUGGGGUGGGGGUGUGGUAGCAGGGGCGGGCAUCUGAGCACGCUCACAGAUGCGGCCGACGGCGCGGCCAAGGUCACCGCGCUGGCAUGGAGUCCCAACGGCGUCAAGUUGGCUGCCUGUACAGUCGAUCGCGUGGUCAUGCUUUUCGAUGAGCAUGGCGAGAAGCAAGACAAGUUUGCCACCAAGCCUGCCGAGUCAGGCGGCGCCAAAACGUAUCUGGUCACGGGCAUGGCUUGGUCUCCCGACUCGAACAAAUUGGCGGUGGCGCAAUCAGACAACAUCGUCUUUGUCUACAAGCUGGGUCAGGGUGAUGCUACCGUGUGGGAUAAGAAAAAGUCAAUCUGCAACAAGUUCAUCCAAUCGUCUCCCGUGACUUGCAUUACGUGGCCUCAUGCCCACCAUCACACCAUCGUGCUCGGCACCGUUGAGGGCAAGGUGCGAGUGGGCAACUUGCGCACCAACAAGUCACAAUCCAUCUAUCCCACGGGGUCCAUGUGCGUGGCCCUGGCCACCAGUCCCGAUGGCGACGGCAUUGUUUCAGCCCACAUGGAUGGCAGCAUCUAUCGCUAUCAGCUCUCCGAGGGCGGGCGCCAUGGCCUGGUAGCAAAGCACAGCUGCCCUGCAUAUGCCCUCUCUUGGGCCGAAAGUAUCUUGGCAGCCGGUGCCGACAAGCGUCUCGUCGUGUACGGCUUGGAUGGACGCAUCCAGCAGCAAUUUGAUCACAGCAACGAGCCCGGGGAGCGCGAACCGGCGGUUGCCCUGGCUUCCCCCUCAGGCCAAAGCGUGCUCGUUGGCUCAUAUAGCCGCCUGCGUGUUUACACGUACAACGUUCGUCGCACCACAUGGGAAGCUGCCGCGCCCAAGGAUGUUCCAAACCUCUACACGGUCACGGCGUUGGCAUGGCGACCAGACGGUUCGCGCGUGCACGUGGGCACACUCUGCGGUGCCAUCGAGGGUUUUGAUUGCGCGUUUCGUCGCACCCGAUACAAGGACAAGUUUGAGUUUGUCUACGUCGGCCCGUCUCAGGUCAUCGUGACCAAGUUGAGCGACAACAUGCGCAUCGUCCUCCGAUCCCAUUACAAUUAUGAGAUUGAAAAGGUGCAUGUUCUCGGCGACGACCAGUACAUUGUCGGUUACACCUCGGACACGCUCCUUUUGGGUGACCUUGUCUCCUGCCAGCUCUCCGAGGUGGCCUGGCAGCCCACUGGAAGCGAGCGCUUCUACUUUGAGAAUCCGGCCUGUUGCCUCAUCUUCAAUGCGGGCGAACUCGCCGUUGUUCAGUACGGCGUCAACGAGGUACUUGGCAGCGUUCGAACAGAGUACAUGAGUCCCCAUCUCCUCUCUGUCUGCGUUCAGCCACGGUCCAAGCGUCUCGCCGAAGACGACACCGUCGAGAACUUGAAGAAGCUGGCGUAUCUUGUUGAUCUUAAAACCAUCAGUGUCAUUGCCCUCGGCUCGGGUGUCGAGCUUGUGCACCUCGAGCACGAUGCUAAAGUGGAUUGGCUUGAGUUGAACGAGAACGGCGGCAAACUGCUUUUCCGGGACAAGCGACGACGCCUCGUGCUGUACGAUAUUGCCACCGAAAGCAAGACUACCCUGUUGACCUACUGCUCCUAUGUGCAGUGGGUUCCCAGCAGUGAUGUCAUUGUGGCACAGAACCGCAACAAUCUCUGCGUGUGGUAUUCAGUGGACCACCUAGAUCGUAUGACCACCUUUCAAAUCAAGGGUGACGUCGAAGACAUUGAACGAACCAAUGGCGCGACCGAGGUUUUGGUGGAUGAAGGCGUCAAUAUGGUCACGUACACGCUGGAUGAGAGCUUGAUCGAGUUUGGCACGGCUGUGGAAGACGAGGAUUAUGCGCGAGCCGUCAACUUCCUCGAGGCGCAGAUUGAUGCACCAGAGACACAGGCCAUGUGGAGCACGCUGGCUCAGCUGGCCAUGGAGGCCGAGGACUUGCCCGUUGCGGCUCGCUGCUAUUCUGCCUUGGGCAACAUAUCCAAGGCCCGUUACCUGCAGCAGAUGAUUCGCGACCAAGCCAAUGGUGACGAAUCGGCACGCGCCAAAAUGGCCGCGCUGAACAAACACUUCAAGCUUGCCGAGACCAUCUACCUCGAACAAGGCCAGGUUGACGCUGCCAUCAAUAUGUAUCAAUCUCUUCACAAGUGGGACGAAGCCAUUGCCGUGGCGGCAGCGCGCAAUCACCCCGAGUUGGACGCUAUGCGGUCCAAGUACACUGCUUGGCUUCUCGAAUCAGGCCAGGAAGAGAAGGCUGGAGAGCUUCGUGAGCAAGAGGGCGAUCUGCAGGGCGCACUCAACUUUUACAUGAAGGCCGGAUUGCCAGGCCGGGCCGCACAUCUGGUCAUGGCCCAACCCGACUUGUACGGUCGCACAGAUGUGGUUGAGCGCGUAGCCUCAGCUUUGAUGCAGGCUUCAAUCUACGAUCGUGCUGGUGAGUUGCUAGAGCGAGCGCAGAUGCCCCAGCGUGCCCUCGAGGCCUACAAAAAAGGCCAUGCCUAUGCACGGGCCGUCGAGCUGUGUCGCCAGUCGUUUCCAAACGAAGUCAUCGUUCUUGAAGAAGCCUGGGGCGAUCAUCUCGUGCGCCAAAAGCAAAUGGAUGCUGCCAUUCCCCACUUCAUCGAGGCUGGGCGCUCCGAAAAGGCCAUCGAGGCUGCUAUUGCUGCCCGUCAAUGGGCCAAGGCUGCUCAAGUGGUGGAUAUGCAGGAUGAUGCUUUGGCACGGCCGUACUUUAUCCAGCUCGCGCGCCACUAUGCUUCAGUGCGCGACUUUCGCAAUGCCGAGAAGUACUUCAUCAAGGGCCAAGCACCUCGUGGUGCCGUGGACAUGUACGUGGCGGCCGGACAGUGGGAUAAAGCCCAUAAAAUCAGUUCGCGCUUCAUGUCGCAAGAUGAAGUCUCUCAGAGCUAUCUCGUCAAGGCGGAAGAACUCGAGACGCAGCACAAAUAUGCCGAAGCGGAGAAGCUUUAUGUGACUGUGAACGAGCCCGAUUUGGCCAUCAACAUGUACAAGAAGAUCAAGCAGUACGAGGACAUGCUGCGAUUGGUGAAGACCUAUCAUCCCGACUUGAUGGAGCAAACCCACAUUCAUUUGGCACAGGAGCUGGAAGACGAAUCAUCGCAUACUCAAGCCGAGCAGCACUACAUUUCCGGGAACGACUGGAAGAGUGCUGUCAACAUGUACCGGGCACGCGACAUGUGGGAGGACGCGUACCGCGUUGCCAAAACCCACGGUGGCCUGCCCGCCUCGCAGCAGGUCGGCUAUCUUUGGGCACGUAGCUUGGGCGGAGACUCGGCCAUCAAGUUGCUGCAAAAGCUUGGCAUCGUCGACGUGGCCGUGGACUUUGCCUGCGAGCAGAAUAUGUUUGAUUUCGCUUUUGAGAUUGCUCGCGCAGCCGCGACGCACCGCACCAAAGACAUUCAUCUCAAGAAGGCCAUGUUUUUGGAAGAUGAGGGCCGCAGCAAGGAAGCAGAGGAGCACUUUGUGCUUGCGGACAAGCCCAAGGAAGCCGUGCUGAUGUACGUGCACGCCCAGGACUGGGACGCAGCACAGCGCGUGGCCGAAGCCCAUGAUCCCGAAUCAAUCAGCGAUGUUCUCGUUGGGCAGGCGCGCGUAGCCUUUCAGAAUAAAGAUUAUGCUCGCGCAGAGGCCCUUUUGCUGCGCGCCAACCGCCCCGAGCUGGCCGUGCGCUAUUAUCGGGAGGCACAAAUGUGGGACGACUGCCUUCGCCUCGCGGGCGAGUACCUGCCUCACAUGUUGCCAGGCCUUCGUCGUGAUUACGAGCUGGCGACCGGCAACAGCGUGCCAGAUGGCAAGGGCCCGGCCGGAGCGAGCAUGUCGCCCAACGGCAAUGAGCCGCCCUCACACGGGGGGCGCGCCACCAGCGAGGCCCUGCUGGUGCAAGCGCGGCAGUACGCUAGUGCUGGGCAACACGGCAAAGCCGUUGAGCUGUACCUGCGCUUGCAACCCGGCGAUAUGAACGCCGCGCAGCUGCAGGAGGCGUACGAGCAGGCAGCCGAGCUGGCUGCCAAGUUCUUGCCCUCCCAGGCGGCCGAAAUCACCACGCAGUUGUGCCAGCGCUUGGUGCAAAUGAACCGGCACAGCGUCGCAGCGGAUUUUUUCGCAGGGUUGGACAUGUUCACGGAGGCUUGCAUUGUCUGUGUGCAAGGCCGUGACUUUGAGCAGGCCCAACGCUUCGCUGAGGCUGCGGCUGACCCAGAACUGGUGCAAAAGGUCAAACAGGCCUACGUUGCUCAUCUUGAACAGCAAAAUGAUGGUUCUGGGCUGGCAGGCGUGGACGCGAUGGCCGCAUUGGAUCUCUAUGUGCGCAACGAACAAUGGCAAGAGUGCAUGCGAGAGGCAGCGCAACAUGGCGGCCAGGUUCUCAACAAAUAUGCGGCGCUGUAUGCGGCUCGUUUACUGCAACAGGGUGACCCUGUGGCUGCCUUGGGUGUGUUCCGAGAGCAUGGUGCGCCUCCCACGCCCGCCAACCAUAACAUCUAUCGCCGCCUGUUACAUGACAUGCUUGCGGAGCGAGGCCAGGCCCAGGAGUAUAAAACUUGGGCAGCCCUGCGCGAUGUUCUUGCGUCGGUGCGGUCCGGCGUGGCCGUGCAGCAGCCGCAGAGCGAGCCUGAGUUUGAGCGCAUGACCACAAUUGCACACUACAUGGCGCUUAGCGCAGCCACUCGCGGGAUCGAAGAUCUCAAAGAUCUUCACUCAAAGCUUUGCAUUGCAUUGCUGCGGUACACCGACAUCGUGCCCGUGGACCGCGCAUUCUAUGAGGCUGGCAUCGCCUGCCGCGCCAACGGCGCCGAGAGCAUGGCCUUUGUAUUUUUGAAUCGAUACCUCGAUUUGAGCGAGGCCAUUGACGAUGGGAGCCUGGACUCACUGGAUAACACAGACUUUUUGAAUGCUGGCAUUCCUCUCGAGGUGCCGCUCCCAGACCGGCAAUUUGUGGAAGAAGACGAGCACAAGGAGGCCAAGCAAUGGGUCUUGGCCAUUUCCAUGGACCAUGAUGUUGAUCUGCAGUUGGAGACAGACGAGCGGGGCCUCUUCGUCGGCUCGCUGCAAAUGCCCAGUGGAGGCCAGGAGUACCCGGCAUGUGUCGCCUGUGGUCUGGCCGUGUUCGAAGAGGCCGUUAACUUUGGGCGAGGAAAAGCGGCGCGCAAGGGCGAGUGGAGUCAGUUCUUGAUGGCCAUGAAGACCACCAAGUCACCACAGUUGGAGGAUGUGAUGCGUUUCCUCUCCUCAUGGUGCAAUGCCUCGGCGUCCAUGUCGUACUCUUUCACGUGAGAGCUGACUUGGCGCAAAAUCGGUCGGAAGAUGUAGACGACUGAGCCUCUAGAAACCGAAGCCCGUUGCAUUCAUGUGUAUUUUUUGACCGGCUCUUCACUGACUGUGACUGUGAUGGCGGCUUUUUAUAUCCGUCGUAUGUGGUGGCGUGCUCAUCAAUGAUCAAUUAACUUUUUUCUU